Molecule: messenger RNA, 1143 nt
Organism: Cricetulus griseus (Chinese hamster)
Lineage: Eukaryota; Metazoa; Chordata; Mammalia; Rodentia; Cricetidae
Source: the annotation of a RefSeq genome assembly
AUGACAAUCAUACGAAAAAAACACCCGCUAAUAAAAAUUAUUAAUCACGCAUUCAUUGAUUUACCAGCCCCAUCAAAUAUUUCAUCAUGAUGAAAUUUCGGAUCAUUAAUCGGUCUUUGUCUGAUUACACAAAUUUUGACAGGAUUAUUCCUAGCUAUACAUUACACAUCAGAUACUACUACAGCAUUCUCAUCAGUCACCCACAUUUGUCGAGAUGUUAAUUACGGCUGACUAAUCCGCUACCUACACGCUAACGGAGCUUCAAUAUUCUUUAUCUGCCUAUUCCUUCAUGUAGGACGAGGAGUUUAUUACGGUUCAUACACUAUAGUAGAAACUUGAAACGUAGGUAUUGUCCUACUAUUCGCAGUAAUAGCAACAGCAUUUAUAGGCUAUGUACUACCAUGAGGUCAAAUAUCAUUCUGAGGAGCUACAGUAAUCACUAACCUUUUAUCAGCUAUCCCUUAUAUAGGUACCACUCUAGUAGAAUGAAUCUGAGGGGGAUUCUCUGUAGACAAAGCCACACUAACACGCUUCUUCGCAUUCCAUUUCAUCCUACCAUUCAUUAUCGCUGCCCUAGCAAUGGUCCAUCUUCUAUUCCUACAUGAAACCGGCUCUAAUAACCCAACAGGCCUAGAUUCUGACGCAGAUAAAAUUCCAUUUCAUCCCUACUAUACUAUUAAAGACCUACUAGGAGCCUUCAUGCUAUUAAUUGCUCUCAUAACUUUAGUAUUGUUUUUCCCAGAUAUUUUAGGAGACCCUGAUAAUUAUACUCCUGCAAAUCCACUCAAUACUCCCGCACACAUUAAACCAGAAUGAUACUUCCUAUUCGCCUACGCUAUCCUACGAUCUAUCCCUAAUAAACUAGGAGGAGUCCUAGCCCUAAUCCUCUCUAUCCUAAUCCUAGCAACUCUACCAUUACUACACACAUCUAAACUUCGAACCAUAAUUUUUCGACCUAUUACACAAACUAUAUACUGACUAUUAGUAGCAGACCUAUUACUCCUAACAUGAAUCGGAGGCCAACCAGUAGAAUACCCAUUCGUUAUUAUUGGACAAAUUGCUUCUAUUAUAUACUUCUCUAUUAUCGUUAUUUUUAUACCAAUCGCCAGUAUAAUUGAAGAUAGUGUACUAAAAUUCACUUAA